UUUCAAGCUUGGGCAGCCCAAAAAGCAGAUUGUCCCCAAAACAGUGGAGAGGGACUUUGAAAGGGAGUAUGGAAAACUCCAGCACCAUGUCCAAAUCUGCUGUGAAGAUAUCCUUGGACUUACUCUCCAAUCCACUCUGUGAGCAAGAUCAGGACUUCCUGAGCAUGGUGACGGGAGGCCCUGGACACUGCCAUGAAACGGGGAUGGAUGCCUUCAAUCAGGAGAAGGUGAACCAGAUUCAAAAGACCGUAAUUGAACCCUUUGAAAAGGUGACCUACUUGUCCCUUAGGUUCGGCAGUGUCUUUCCCAGCCUUCACAUGGCUGUGAAGCGGCGCGAGCAGGCCCUACAGGAUUACAGGAGGCUGCAGGCCAAGGUGGAGAAGUACGAAGAGAAGGAGAAGACAGGGCCUGUGCUGGCCAAGCUACACCAGGCCCGAGAAGAGCUUCGGCCUGUGCGGGAUGACUUUGAAGCAAAGAACAAGCAGCUUCUGGAUGAGAUGCCGCGAUUUUACAGCAGCCGGCUUGACUACUUCCAGCCCAGCUUUGAGUCCCUGAUCCGUGCACAGGUCGUGUACUAUUCGGAAAUGCACAAGAUCUUCGGAGACCUGACCCAGCAGCUUGACCAACCUGGCCAAUCAGAUGAGCAGCGGGAACGGGAGAACGAAGCCAGACUGAGCGAGCUCAGGGCCCUCUCCAUUGUGGCCGAUGACUGAGCCAGCCCCACUCGGGGAUUCCUGGGACAUGCCAGCUAUGCUGAUGAUCUUGGCUCUAUCAGGCAGAGCCUGAAGCAGGCUACGAGUGGCAGUGGCACCAGGAGCCUGUCCUCUUACAAGGGCUGCAGGGAUACAACUUGCUUUCAUCCUAGAGAAAUGGCCAGAGGUGUACGUGCUGCUGUCCUCAUCACUCCUCUGGAAAUGUACUUUCAUACUUUAAUACCAAGUUUUACUUCUCUA
Messenger RNA from Suncus etruscus (white-toothed pygmy shrew), 953 nucleotides. It is a transcript of the gene BIN3, whose product is annotated as bridging integrator 3. Bases 69 to 713 code for a protein of 214 amino acids. The record is from RefSeq and is a predicted model, not a curated record. Gene Ontology annotation, biological process: actin cortical patch localization; endocytosis; plasma membrane tubulation. The transcript has 7 exons. Gene Ontology annotation, molecular function: lipid binding; protein binding. NCBI's taxonomy places the organism in Eukaryota, Metazoa, Chordata, Mammalia, Eulipotyphla, Soricidae. Gene Ontology annotation, cellular component: actin cortical patch; cytoplasm.